GAAGAAGAGCUUGAAGUGCCUUUGGAAGGGCUUGGAUUUCAGCAACAGGAGUCACGGCUUUGUCAGCAGAUGAAAAUGGCUACUGUUGCACCAUCGCCAGAGCCUGUUGGCUGGCAAGUGGAAUCAGUGACCAGCACAAAUUCGGGACAUGUUUGUACCCAAGCCUCCAGUUCCAAGCCUGAACUCAGCUCCAGUUCACAGACUUCGGGAAGUCAGCAGAACAAGACAGAUGGCACCCGAGUAAAAACUCGCAUUCUGCCCAACAUGCCAAAGCUUUUCAUACCUUCAUCUGUCACCAAAUUUCCACCUGAGAUCACUGUCACUCCACCCACUCCCACCCUCCUUUCUCCAAAGGGCAGCAUUUCAGAAGAGACCAAGCAAAAAUUAAAGUCUGCUAUUUUGUCUGCUCAGUCUGCAGCGAAUGUAAAGAAGGAGAGCCUUUGUCAGCCAGCUUUGGAAAUCUUAGAGACUUCAAGCCAGGAGUCCUCACUGGAAAGUGAUACUGAUGAAGAUGAUGACUACAUGGACAUAUGAAUGAAUUCUUGCCACCAUCAACACCAACCAUAUAACCAUUCUUCUUGUUGCCAGCAUCUCUGGUAGUUGAAACAUCUUCUUUGGCAUUACUCUCCAUUUAAUCUGCAUCAUUGUGUUCUUCACUUUCAUUACCUUUGUUAUCACCACUACCACUUGUAUUGCCUUCAAAAUCUUUGCCAUUCUCCCCAUCAUGGUGCUUGAUGGAAAGAAUGUUUGUUUACCAGGCAGUUAAUUAAUUUGGACCACACUGUCACCUUUAACUUCAGUAAAUGCAAGGACGUUUUAAGCUGCGAUUCACAUCUCUACUGUUCCUGCUUCUUCAAACCAGAGCCUUGGGAGUCACUCCAGUAGCUCAUUUCUAUAGCAUUUUCUUUCUUUUAGUUGUCAUUUUGCAUUUUCCCCACUAGUUAAGUUUUUCUCCCAAUAAUUCAACAGCCUACUAUCUGUCUAGCCAUGCCACGAUUAGUCCAACAGCUCCUGUUAAGGUGAAUGGUUUAGGAAAAAUUUGCUGAGCUGGUGGAGGUUUCAAUUGCAUUAAGAAAGCCUAUGGCUCUGUGGGGCGAGAAGGGUGAGCCGAGAGUCUUGUCAGCUCCUUGGCACCAUUGGGUGCUGCUUUGGAAUUUGACUUGGUCACAAUAAGCAAAGAAUCAGCUUUUCAAGGCAGACAGAGAGGUUGGCCUCCUGUUUGUGCACAUUUCACACCAAUGUAUGAGGUCCAGCAAAAAUUAUCUACCUGAAUGUUGGCUUAAAGAACUGAUCUUUCCAGAAUUGUCUUACAGUCCUUUCUCUUCUAAUGCCUUGGACAAGCGUUUUGAAUUGGUGGCUAGAUGAUAUUUUUAUGGCGGUAUUGAAAAAGCUUGAAAGAUUUCAAUACCAUUUCAGUUAUGUCUGUUUUUUACAGAAUGACACAAAAAGGUGUUUUUUAUCUAUAUGCAGAAGGACUGCUCACAGUUAUUUAUAUGAGGAAAUAAUGGUAACCAAGAUCCUUUUUUUCUACUAAAUGUUACCUUUGUAAAAUAAUGAAUGCAAACCAUGCAAAAAAAAAUACGUCACACUAUAUCUACACACGCGUGCGCCCACACAUAUAUAUAUGUGUAUGUACAUAUAUAUAUGUAUGUAUAUGUAAAAAGAAAGUGCAUAUAGCUUGCAAUGUUGGAUUUCUUUGUGUUUGGGGAGGUGAUUUUCUGUAAAAUGCAGAGCUUUGUAUAAACUUCUGUUUUUCUAAUAAAGUUGAAAUG
Messenger RNA from Phaethon lepturus (White-tailed tropicbird), 1772 nucleotides. RefSeq names its product calcineurin-binding protein cabin-1-like. Gene Ontology annotation, molecular function: nucleosome binding. The transcript has 3 exons. Gene Ontology annotation, cellular component: nucleus. Gene Ontology annotation, biological process: chromatin organization. NCBI's taxonomy places the organism in Eukaryota, Metazoa, Chordata, Aves, Phaethontiformes, Phaethontidae. The coding region runs from base 70 to 534 and encodes 154 amino acids. The record is from RefSeq and is a predicted model, not a curated record.